This is a messenger RNA of Amaranthus tricolor (Joseph's coat), 1802 nucleotides long. Its product is annotated as cytochrome P450 CYP73A100-like. The transcript has 2 exons. Gene Ontology annotation, molecular function: oxidoreductase activity, acting on paired donors, with incorporation or reduction of molecular oxygen; iron ion binding; heme binding. The record is from RefSeq and is a predicted model, not a curated record. The coding region runs from base 37 to 1656 and encodes 539 amino acids. NCBI's taxonomy places the organism in Eukaryota, Viridiplantae, Streptophyta, Magnoliopsida, Caryophyllales, Amaranthaceae.
AUCCAACCAUUCACAAUACCUCCCUCAAGGGCAAAUAUGGAAACACAAAAAUAUAAUCUAGUCAAAAAUCUCAUUUUUCUUACACUUUCCAUCCUUAUGUUGACUUCCAUAUCAACAACUUUAAAACAUACUUCCCUAUAUCUUGCCAUAUUUGUCCCCAUCAUAUUAUACUUUGUCCAUUCUAUUAUCUCUUCCCAUGCACAAAAUUCCCAAAAUACCCCUCCUAGUCCAUUCUCCCUUCCAAUUUUUGGCAAUUGGCUCCAAGUAGGAAACGACCUCAAUCACCGUCGUUUAGCCGCCCUUUCCAAGACCUAUGGCUCCGUCUUCCUCCUCAAACUCGGUGUUCGAAACCUGGUAGUGGUUUCGAACCCCGAGCUAGCAAAUAUUGUCCUCCAUGCACAAGGGGUAGAGUUUGGAUCGCGUCCUAGCAAUGUCGUCUUCGACAUCUUCACCGGAGGCGGAAAAGACAUGGUUUUCACCGUGUACGGUGAUCAUUGGAGGAAAAUGCGACGGAUAAUGACAUUGCCAUUCUUCACUAACAAAGUUGUGAAUACAUAUAGCCAUAUGUGGGAGGAAGAAAUGGAGAAAGUUGUAAGAGAUUUAAAGGGUAAUGAUCAAAUAAUUGGUAUUAAAGCAAAAAAUGAAGGGUUUGUUAUAAGAAAGAGGCUUCAACUUAUGUUAUAUAAUAUAAUGUAUAGGAUGAUGUUUGAUGAAUGUUUUGAGUGUAUGGAGGAUCCUAAGUUUUUGGAGGCGACAAAGUUUAACUCUGAAAGGAGUAGAUUGGCUCAAAGUUUUGAGUAUAAUUAUGGAGAUUUUAUUCCUUUGCUUAGACCAUUUUUGAAUGGAUAUUUGAACAACUGUAGGGACUUGCAAAAAAGAAGGCUGGCUUUCUUCAAUAAUUACUACGUCCAGAAAAGAAGGAAAAUAAUGGAUGCAAACGGAGAGAAGCACAAGAUAAGCUGUGCAAUAGACUACAUAAUUGAAGCCCAAAAGAAGGGAGAAAUCAGUGAGGAAAGUGUUCUCUACAUUGUGGAAAACAUCAAUGUAGCCGCCAUUGAAACCACUUUAUGGUCCAUAGAAUGGGCAAUAGCUGAGCUAGUAAACCACCCCAAUAUCCAACAAAAAAUCCGCCAUGAAAUCUCCACAAUUCUCAAAGAAAACCCAGUUACAGAAUCAAAUCUCCAAGAAUUACCUUAUUUACAAGCAACCAUAAAAGAAACCCUAAGGUUACACACCCCUAUACCCUUAUUAGUACCCCAUAUGAACUUACAAGAAGCUAAGCUUGGUGGGUAUUUAAUACCAAGCGAAUCGAAGGUGGUGGUGAAUGCGUGGUGGUUGGGUAACAACCCUGAGUGGUGGAGGGACCCACAAGAGUUUCGUCCUGAGAGGUUUCUUGAGGAAGAAGUUAGGGUUGAUGCGACAACCGUGGGUGGUGGAAAGGUGGAUUAUAGGUUCUUACCGUUUGGUGUAGGAAGGAGGAGUUGUCCUGGAAUUGUAUUAGCUAUGCCUAUUUUGGGGUUGAUAAUAGCAAAAUUGGUGAGUAAUUUUGAGAUGAAACCUCCAAAAGGGGAAGAAAGGAUUAAUGUGAGUGAGAAAGGAGGGCAAUUUAGUUUGCAUAUUGCCAAUCAUUCAACUGUCAUCUUCACUCCUAUUUAAGCUUGUUUCUAAGAGUUUGUUUCUUGUAUUAUGUAUUAGUGUUUUUAAACAAUACCUGUAAAAUUUAAGAGUUUUAAUGUAAUAAAUAUUAUUUAUUUGUUAUUAUACAAUGGAAUAAAGAUUCUCUACUUAUUCUUUGAUUAUGG